AUGGAAGUUUGGCUCGUACAAAUAAAUUGUGUUGUUAGAGCGAAAAAUAACAUUAAAGGAAGACCAGGACCAUCUGCAAAGAGUAGUGAUUUUUUUGCUGGUAUUUCGGUCAACGUAAAUGAAGCACCCGAUGACUGGAUUGGAAAGGUCUGCGAAUCACAUAACGACCCACACAUGAAAACGUUUGACGGAAGGAAAUAUGAACAUCAAGAAAAGGGAGUAUAUAUAUUAUACGAACAUAAGGACCAAAACAGACAGAUGCAGGUUCAAAUUAAACUAAAGAGCUGCCAUCCUCCUCACCAAGUAAAUUUUUGUAACUGUGGUGUUGCUGUUAGAGCUGGUGGUGAUGUCUUCAUAGCCGAUAAGUGUGAUGAUGAUGGUGAUAAACAUUUGUUUGAAUAUAGGACUUGUCAUGAUAAAAUUUUAGAUGUUCGUCGUCAAAAGAAAAAUGACAGACAGUACAGUGUUUCAAAUGAGCAGCACGAUAAUGUUACAAUGACUAAAAAUGAGGCGGAAAAGUACUGUCAACACACUCUAGGAGCAUCUUCUGUAUUUAAGGCUUGUAGCCAAGUUCCUAAUGUCCAAAGUGAAUCGUCAUUGGAAGCAUGUGCCCUCGACAUUCAGUUGUCGAAAUCAUUGUCAUGGACCAAAGCAACAAUGGAAAGCUUCAAAUCAAAUUGUUUUGGGGAGCUAAUUGACAACAGCACUCUGAGCGAGGAACCAGAAGGUGGCGGAAUGACAAUUGCAGACGCUGUGCGGGAAGUACUCUGCCCUGGUCUUCCAGAAUGCAGUGGAAACGGUUCUUGUGUAAACGGUACAUGUUACUGCCAUAAUGGUUAUAUUGCAUCAGAUUGUUCAGUUGAUAAAACAACACCUCCUGUGAUGUUUGGAGUACGCGGAGAUGGGUUUUGUGAUCUAAGUGAAAUCGAAUGUGAUACGGCCUUUGUUUUAGGAGAGGACGUUGGAAGCAGUCCGAACUUGUCCUGUAGUUAA
Mytilus californianus (California mussel) is the source of this 993-nucleotide messenger RNA. Its product is annotated as von Willebrand factor D and EGF domain-containing protein-like. The record is from RefSeq and is a predicted model, not a curated record. NCBI's taxonomy places the organism in Eukaryota, Metazoa, Mollusca, Bivalvia, Mytilida, Mytilidae. The transcript is spliced from 9 exons. The coding region runs from base 1 to 993 and encodes 330 amino acids.